This is a messenger RNA of Mycetomoellerius zeteki, 1753 nucleotides long. RefSeq lists its product as uncharacterized. The record is from RefSeq and is a predicted model, not a curated record. The transcript is spliced from 6 exons. NCBI's taxonomy places the organism in Eukaryota, Metazoa, Arthropoda, Insecta, Hymenoptera, Formicidae. Bases 378 to 1253 code for a protein of 291 amino acids.
CCGGAAAACCUUCCACGUCGUUACAUCGUCCUUAUACGCGCCGCCGUCAACGAGAUCGUAAAGGGGCCCGCGACCUACGCACCCCUCGACCCCUAAUUUCGGUGUCCAUAUUUUUUCUUUUUUUUUCAUUUUCGAAUUACCGCGAUCAGUUCGCAUUGUCUGAAGUUUAACGCGAACGAUUUAUAAAAAAAAAAGGAUAAUAUAUCAAGGAAGAUAUAUACAUAUAUAGUGCAGUGUCUUUGAAUCAAUGGAUCGUCUCUCACCUACGGAUCUCAUUGGAGCUUGAAAGUGUUAAUAUGAAGGCAGAUCUGUGACGGGUGAAUGAGCGCGCGCGUGUAUAUGAGUGCGUAAUCGCGACGAAAGUAUAUCGAAGCAUCAUGCGAAGUGCCGCGAGAUACCGAGACGCGCGUUCCACCCGUUCCGCGUCGCUUCUUUGCGUCCUCCUCAUCGCCGUCACCGACGUUCGUGGAUUAAGCAAUGUGUCGAUCGAUAUUCCAUUGGCAGUGGCAGCUGGUACUACAGUCAACAUGUCCUGCAAAUACGAUCUACAAUCGGAUACUCUUUACACUGUCAAAUGGUACAAGCAGGGCGCGGAAUUUUUUCGAUAUGUCCCCAAGGAAAUGCCACCAAUUGGAGUGUUUGGGGAACUUGGAGCAAGAGUCGUGACAAAUCGGAGCGAUGCACAUCGAGUAGUCCUAAAGGAUGUACAGCCCAAUCAUACUGGCAAAUAUCGUUGCGAAGUCUCCGGAGAUUCUCCCUCGUUUAAUACCGUAAUGGUCUCUGGUUAUAUGCACGUAGCUAGUCUGCCGAACGGCGAACCGCAGCUGCGGGUCGAGAAGAUGCAAUAUGCGGUAGGUGAUACUGUACGUGGAAACUGCACGGUACCGUCGGGAAAUCCUCCGGCUAACGUGACGUGGACUGUCAACGGCACACCGGUGAACUCAAAUUUCAUCAUGAAUGUCACUCAGAAAAUUAACGACAGUCAACAGUACAUGAUAAUUGCUGGAUUGGACUUCGAGACGAUGCAGGAUAGUUACAGCAACGGCAAAUUAAAGAUUGUGUGUCAUGCUAAUGUCUUUCAUUUAUAUAAAGAAACGGCUGAGGUAUCUCUGAAGGAAGAACGUCCAAGAUUGGCUUCUGUAUUAGGAACACGGGAAUCCUCUUACGUUGGUACGAGUAGCGCAGCCAAGAGCACCGCAGAAUACUUCUACAUCACUGCCAUGACUGCACUGUUGCUAUGCAGCCUGAGAUAACAUCAAUGAGCUCAAUACGUUUUACGCGCAUGAUUGUAUUGGGAUGAAGGGAGUAAAUCGUUUGUAAAAUUUUGAAAUUACUAAAUGGGAUAAAACCUGGGAAAGAGGAAAUCUUUUGUUGAAAUAAAUACUAAGCGUAUGUUAUUCGUGUAAAUAGGAUAAAGGAAAAGAUUUAGUGAAUUAUCUACGUGUACGCGAUCUACGUCCGCCCCGCGGGUAGAUUUGUAAUCAUGAUAAAUAACAUGUCGUAUUAUUAUGUAAUAGAUCGACAAGAUGUCGCGCCAAACUACCGACGACUUAUUUGAAUAUUGUAUCGUCUUUUCUAUCCUCUGAUAAUGAUUUUGAUACCUCCUCUGUAACAUUGUGACAAUCGCAAUGUGUCCUGUCAUGGUUAUAGGUAAACACUGUUAUUGUUCAUAAAUAACAUUUUAUUUCAAUGAAAUAUAAAUAAAUGAUUCACCUUCGUUAUUUUAAUCUUUAGUAUUAACCCUAACCUUCUU